UGAAUGAAUGUGCUUUGGAAGUUGCAAAGUACAGAGACACAGCCGAUGACGUGGGCAUGCCGAGGUUGGCAGGCCUUGCAAUGGACUCUACAGCCUUGGAUAAGCACAGUUUGAUUGAUGUAUUUCUGAACCGCCCGGCAUUGAUCCAUUGUUGGAUUUCUGGGUUUUUGGCACUCAGUCCCUAUCGCUGCCAGCUGUGGCACAAGCAGAAACCUGGUCAUGUUCUCCAGUGCAGCUGCUUGUCUCCGUGAACCUGUAGCAGCCGCGUCCGGCAAACUGCGGUGCCUAACGCUCGGCCUACAACCGCUGCUUGUUUCGUUGGUGCCGCCCGGGUGACCUUACUGCAUAGAGGGGCACGGCUUACAAGAGCACUGAAGGAGUCGAAGGGAGGGGUUUGAGUCUCCAGAAUCUGCAUGCUUUGGCUAGGGUUGCUUGUGAGCGUUCGUGCAGACGUGCUAGAAGACUGGAUCUCUCCUCUUGGGCGGGAUGCCUUUUUUGCUGCCACGUUCGAACAGCAGUGGGCGCACUUUCCACAUCCCUCCCCACUGGUGCCCAUCAGCCUGGACCACGUGGCGGAGUGGGUCAAGCUCCGUGGCCGAGAUGACGACGUCAUCGAGACCUUAGCACAUCCCACAGGGCGCAGCUUCAAAUCCUUGAGCUCGAACCCUGUGGAGUACAUCCAAGAAGCUUUUCUGCAAGGACACUCCAUGGUCAUCAACUCUCUGCAGCGAUGGUCUGAGCCUGGCAAGCGACUGGCCAAAGACCUCUAUGCUGCUUGCGAUCUGCCCGUGGAUGUUUACAUGUACUUCACCCCGCCCCACUCGCGGAGCUACGGGCUGCACUCGGACGUCAUGGACGCCUUCAUGGUGCAACUGGCCGGCGCCAAGACCUGGCGCGUUUGCGAUGCCCCCAGCUGGCGGGCACCAAACCUUGACCCGGAGCAGGCGCUGCAAAAGCUCAACGCUUCCUGCGACACCAUCACCAUGCGCGGUGGCGACGUCAUGUAUUUGCCCUAUGGCACCCUGCAUCAGGCGACCACUUACUCCGACUUCUCCAUGCACUUGACCGUCAACCUGGAACGGCAAUACUAUGUUUGGCUGGCCUUGAUCAUCGCCAUGAUGCACAAAGCGGCCCGGCCAGAGCUGACCGUUCAAGGCUUCAUUGAAAGCGGAGACUUUCAAGUGGAUGACCCGGAGUCUGCUCUAUUUCGCGCUCUCAGCAGACUGUCUCCCAUGCUGCCUGAACUACACAGGGUUCCGGGCACUGGAGCUGCGAAUGUGACGUCCACACGACUCCUAACCGCUGCACUUUGCAAUGAAGACUUGCCCGAGGGGUACGAGGCAAGUUUGGAGGAGGAAAAGCGAGAGUUGGUUGCCAAGAUGUUGGCACAUUUGCGGGCAGAUGCCACACUUGCUUCUCGGAAAAUUCAAUUUGGUCGCCGUGUCGUACCCUUCUUGGAAGCAGCCGAGCUUUUACAAAGCGAGACGCUUGGAUUUGCCUUGCAGCUGGUGCGCUAUCACUCGGCGCAUCACGUGCAAUUCCUUGACAAGCCGGAUCUCUUUGCGUCGCUGUCAGCCAUCCGGAGCCAUCUGGGCCCCGAUAGUCCCCCAGUGAAGCUGUCAGCGCUCGCCUCCAAGCUGCCAGAAGAAACUAUGCUCGUCCGAGCACCGCGACUUCGAGCCGCGCUGAUCGGAGACGUCGGUCUGGUGAUCAACGGGGUGGAGGUCCCGGUCACACGGCAGCAGAUCCCGGCAGCUCUCUUUGCGCUGGGUCUGUUCAAGGAAGGGACCGCACAGGGCCAGCCAUUUGCGCUCGCCGAAGCUCGCAAGACAGGCGAGAUGAAGCUGUUCCAGAAGCUGCUGAAGCUUGGAGCCCUGCAAGUGGUAGGCGCAGCCGGAGAAGCUCUGCUCAAAGGCUGAAAAGUCAUGUCGCUCCUGGUUUGCACUCGGCAAAUGUGAAAGUAAGUUUCAGCAAAAGGGCGGCCAAAGCUGCCGCAGUACGUCAGGUGCACAGUGGCUUGCAAGCAG
This is a messenger RNA of Effrenium voratum, 2027 nucleotides long. The record is from the annotation of a GenBank genome assembly. NCBI's taxonomy places the organism in Eukaryota, Dinophyceae, Suessiales, Symbiodiniaceae.